Messenger RNA from Trypanosoma cruzi, 552 nucleotides. RefSeq lists its product as uncharacterized. The annotation marks the transcript as partial. The transcript has a single exon. Lineage: Eukaryota; Euglenozoa; Kinetoplastea; Trypanosomatida; Trypanosomatidae. The record is from RefSeq and is a predicted model, not a curated record.
UCUUAUGCGCUUUAUUUUAUUCCCAAUACGUUUUUAACGGAUGGACUGAAGAAGGAAUUUCAGCGGAGGCGGACACUACGUUUAGCACAGCGUCUUAUUUGUAUUGUGGACGACGAAGGAAGAUUAGAAGCCGUCUUGCCUGCGAUACGUGACGCCGUUUCUACACGAAUGGGACCGAAGUUGAUGUCAAUUGUGGCCCAACAAUACAUCGCUGCUGCCCGUCAGCACCUGUCUGGCAGUUUAUUUCUUCGGCAAUUAGAUAUAUUUGCAACGUCUAAAUGGUCGAGACUUGUACAAAUGGCAGAUGUAACCGCAGUGGGGAUACCAGCGGCGCUUAAAGCGGCACGAAGUACCUUGAAGGAAGAUGAUCAAGUAGAUAUUUUAGUGACACUGUGUGAGGGGGAUGUGCAGCGGACCGUUUUGCGUGCAUCGCGUCUUAUUUUGUAUGAUACCUCGGUUACAUCGGAGAAGAGGAGGAAACGAGCCGAAAAUCUGUCGAUACUAGGGAAAAUGGUGGAGGGAGUCUGCCGCAUGGCUCGCUCAAGUGAAUGA